UUGUUUUCGGCGCUCGAGAGCGAGUGCAGCGGGGAGCGGGCGGAGGGGACGGAGCCCCACGGAGCCAGCCCUGCGCCCCACCCCCGCCCCGCAGCCCCGCCCGGAGUCCUGGCGACCGUCUGCUUCGACGAUCGUGAUCUGAAGAUGGCUGCGCAGUCAGCGCCGAAGGUUGUGCUAAAGAGCACCACCAAGAUGUCUCUGAACGAGCGCUUUACUAAUAUGCUGAAGAACAAACAGCCGAUGCCAGUGAAUAUUCGGGCUACCAUGCAGCAGCAGCAGCAACUGGCCAGUGCCAGAAACAGAAGACUGGCCCAGCAGAUGGAGAAUAGACCUUCUGUUCAGGCUGCCUUGAAGCUUAAGCAGAAGAGCUUAAAGCAGCGCCUGGGUAAAAGUAACAUCCAGGCACGAUUAGGCCGGCCAGCAGGACCCCUGGCUCGUGGAGCUGUUGGCGGACGAGGGCUACCUAUGGGUCAGAGAGGUUUGCCACGAGGAGCCAUGCGUGGUGGACGUGGAGCGAGGGCGUUGCUGAGAGGAGGCAUUCCCCUCAGAGGUCAGAGUUUACUUCGGGGAGGACGUGGUGUAUCCCCUAGGAUGGGCCUGAGAAGAGGUGGCGUUCGAGGUCGUGGUGGACCUGGGAGAGGUGGUCUAGGCAGAGGAGCCAUGGGUCGUGGAGGAAUUGGUGGCAGAGGUCGUGGCAUGGCCGGCCGGGGAAGAGGGGGCUUCGGUGGUCGUGGCAGAGGCAGAGGACGAGGAAGAGGGUCUGCACGUCCUGCAUUGACCAAGGAACAACUGGACAACCAAUUAGAUGCUUACAUGUCUAAAACAAAAGGACACCUCGAUGCUGAGCUGGAUGCUUACAUGGCUCAGACAGAUCCAGAAACUAAUGACUGAAGGUCCUUCUGAUAGACUCUCAUUGAAGUUAAUGUGUAUGUCAAUGCCCAUAAGCUAAAAAUGGAAAAACCUGAUUCAUGCUGGAAGGACCUGCAGGAACAGGGGUGGCCCUGUUCUACCAAGAGAUCAGAUUUUAGUGUGUUCCUCUUACAUUUUGAUACUAUAUGUUGUAUGAAACCUUUUUUGGAUUGUUUUUUAUAAUUUUUCCUAACUACUCUGAACAUGAAUGUGACAAACGAGCUGCAGAUACAGCCACUGACACCAGCGCUGGUGUGUGCUCAGCACGCCAGCCCGGCUGCGAUGGCACACUAAGUUCCUUCGUGCUUAUGAAGAGGAAAUGCUGCAUGUAUGCCACAAUCUGUGCUUCUUUAGGUGAAGUGCACAUUGGUGCCGAACACAAGCUGUGGGAUCACUUGGUUAUAUGUGCCUGUUACUCUUAAUGGUUUGUUUCAGGAUAGGAGUUGAUCCCAUAGUGUGGCUAAAGGGUAAAUCUCCACAUUUGCAGUUUUAUUGUUGCAAUAACUCAUUUGAAGUAAACAUACCAAAACGGCUCCCUCCAGGACUGCCUAAUCAAUCAAAUUCAGGUUAAGGAAGAUAGACAUGUCAAUCUUUUAUUUUGUACCAAAAGUUCAUCCCCACUGAUUGCUAGCAUUCGAAUGGGAGUACAGAGAGGAUUUUCCACGUUAAAGGCUAUUUUUCAGAUAAAAUUUGAAUUUAUUUUGUAUCAUGUUUGAAGGGAUGGCACUAAUGGCUUCUGUGUACCAAAAUCUAGAAAAAGAACUAGCUUUUGUUUUAAGGCUCUUGAAACAAGCACGUUAAUGACGUCUGAAAGAAAAUCAUGGGUAGAAUAGUCUCCAAAAUACUGGGUCCAAAAUUGGUUUUAUCAACAAGUGCUGUUACCUUUCAGUGUAACCAAAACUGAAUUUUCAAUCCAGACCAACUUUGGUGGCUUCUGUGGUGCAUUUAACCUAGGUUGGCUUUAGAAGUUGAGAAGGGGUUUGCUUUCCUCCCUACCCCACCCCCCGAAGAUUUAAGUUCAACCAUCCUGUGAACUGUUCCAGUUUCAAUGGAAUCUUGUAUUUCUCGUUCGUUGUGACAAAGGAGAAACAAUUAUAAAAACAAUAUGUGGA
This is a messenger RNA of Terrapene triunguis (Three-toed box turtle), 2021 nucleotides long. RefSeq names its product chromatin target of PRMT1 (gene CHTOP). The transcript is spliced from 6 exons. Lineage: Eukaryota; Metazoa; Chordata; Testudines; Emydidae. Bases 145 to 891 code for a protein of 248 amino acids. The record is from RefSeq and is a predicted model, not a curated record.